AUGGCUCAAAACAUCACGCUCAGCUACAAGGGCAUCACUCCAGCAGUGGCAGUCUUUGGGACACUGCCUCGCAGAUUCUAUGACACUGAGUCCGAGGGCAUUCUGAGCUACGAGGGCGCUGGCCAGACCGACAUCCCAGUCUUCGAGAGAGCCUUGCAGGCCCAGCAAGCGCUGAUUGAGGACACAGUUGCCGGGGCCAGCCGCACUCGACCUCAUCAACUGGACCUCAGUGCCCUGACUGCCGGAACAUUGGAGGUGGAAUUCUUCAGAGAGGUGAAGGAUGAUCCUGGCUGGAGAGGACCGGCAUUGCUGCUCAGACUGGAUGUGGAUGAGGGUGUUGCAGUGAUCCAAUACCAAGGCAAACCCUACUUGGUGGCACUUCGUCACAUCAGACCGUUCCGAGGCAUCUACCACGUCGCCGUGCAACAACCUGAGAUGGACGAGAUGCUCUAUAGGCUGAUGCGCUAUGUUGAGUCCUUGACAGGCUACAAGAUCUACCUCUAUGGCUGGGUGCGCAAUCAGCGAGAUCAAUGGAGCAAACUUCCCAAGAACAACGAGGAAGCGGAUGCAGAAAAACGCAAGUCCGAUUGGCAUCUCAAAAUUAAGAAGAUCACGAUGCAUCCUCGAGAAGAAGUCUGCCUUCUCUACCUCUUCUACUACCACUCACAGCUGGCAGAAGAGGAAGGACCGGAGGAGAAUGUCUCAAAGAAGCGCGAUGGCCCUGAAUCGCGAUCUGUGGUGCUUGCUCCAGGGAAGAAGAGGCAGAAAUGCGAGUUCGUGAGGAAGGACCAUGACUUCAUCAAGAGCUACCAUGCGGCAUCGAUGGUCAAGCAGUUCGUACAGUUUGACAUCACGGUCGACUGGAGAUAUGGAUUUGACUGCAUGACAGAGGCGACCAGUGAAACCAGCAACCUGGACGACGACAACCUGGACCCGUCGUUGUGGCCGCAGAUCGAAGCUGCAGAUCGCAGCGAAAUCCAACAAUUCGUGGAUGAGAAGGCCUUCAAACCGAUACACCGGAUGCAGGUGACGGAAGACAUGGUCCAGAUCGACGCCAGAUGGGUCAGAAAGUGGAAAAGGUUGCCAGACAAGACCCUGAAGAUCAAAAGCAGGUUAUGUGCCAGAGGUUGCCUUGACAAACAAAAGGAACUAGUGACAACUCGGAGUACGACUGCAACUCGACUUUCGCAGCGUCUCCUGGUGUCAGUGGCUGCCAGGAAGAAGCAGGGCAAGAGGAAGAAGAUUGAAAGCUGGGACAUCGCCGGGGCGUUCCUCAAGGGGUUUGACUUCAAAGCCAUUCAGAAGGCGCUUCAGAAGCUUGGAGUGACAGCGCCAACGAGACAAGUCAUUGUGUAUCCCCGGAUGAACUUGUCGCUACAUUCGUUCCUGCUGGAGCUUGGAGCCCAUCGCAGCAAGCUGCAUGAGAAUUGUUUCUACUGGAAGCAGCCGAACAAGGGUAAGGUGGACAUCUUCAACAACUUGGAUGCCAUGGUAAUGACACAUGUCGACGACCUUGCUAUUAUGGCAGAGGAAUCCUGGAUGGACCUCCGCUACAGCAAGUUCGUGCAGAAGUUCCAGAAGGUGACACGCCAACAGCUGCCCUUCCAACAUUGCGGAUGCGAAUAUGCAGAGACCAAUCAAGGCUGCUCCAUCACCCAGAAGGACUUUGCGGAGAAGCUGACUCAUGCCAAAGUACCAUCUCGAGCGGAGGAAUCCAAACUCAGAGUUCCGAUCCGUGCUCGAGUCACAGUAGCAGAAAUUCGAGACAUCAAAUUGGCCAACAGCGUGGUGGACAAGGUGAAGGCCUACUCCGACGUGCGCUUGCACUACAGAUUCUUCGGGAGUGAUCAUCAACGAGUAGUCUGUGUGCAUGACGCUUCAUCAGCGAGCAAGGGCCGCCACUAUGCGCAGGAAGGCAUCCUCGUCAUGCUUGCGGUUGAUCAUUGGAGAGGCCAUCAAAUCGACCACGAGCACAUCUGCGACGACUAUACCGUCGCCAAACAUGGUGGCCUGAUGCACGCUAAAAGGGUGAGCUACAGCACGAGUCAUUCGGAGACGUUGGCCAUGGUGAAUGGAAUUGAAUCCACAACAUCAGUUUCAACAAGGCUGUCCGAAAUCAUGCAUCAUGAACCUGCACCUUCACUGGACCAGUUGGUUGUUCUGCAAGAAAAUGGAGACCCCAAUCUGCCAGCCGAGUACUACUCAGAUUGUGCUGAUCUUUGGGAACUUUCCACUGGACAGAGGACAUUGCCCCAGGACAAAAGCCAGAGGUUGUACAUCUUGGGCAUUCGUGAAGCUCGAAUCAGUGGCCGUAUGAGGCUCAUGUCCCUGGUGCCAACAGCUUCCAUGGUAGCCGGCUCGCUCACCAAGCUGAUGGUUUCGACCCAGCCGUUGCAUUUGCUGAGCGCUGGAAAAGUGGAGUUCAAGAACGAGCCGGACCACCCAGUGAAGUCGUGGGUGCUACCAUCGAUCCCACUGGAUGAGGAGUCAGACCUGCUGAUGAACGAUGAAGAGGUGAUCAAGAACGCUGAGAGCGCCAAGGAGAAGAUUUUGAUGACGACGGCAUCAGUGCUGUUUGGGCUGGCGGCUGGAAUCACAUCCAAGAGUAUGUUGCUGCCAUCUACGGCCGUGGCAACGGCGACACCAGUCGCAGCGCACCCCCGCGGGAACUAUGUGCCUGUCGACAAGGAUGAGCAUAGCUACUGGCCCGUCUAUGUGACCAUCUUCAUCCCUGUGUUUGUGGCCAUUUGCGCAGAGAAGUUCAUUACGAAGUUUGUGAACGUUGUGCAGAAUAUGGCCACAGACAUCCUGGUGCCGAAGGAAGAAGGAAGAGCAGUGCAUGAAGAAGGAGAAGAAGCUCUACCUGUGGAGCCAAUGGGUCUGGAGGAUGAAACAUUCACCUGGACGAAAGACAUGGCCGUCGCCUUUUACCAGAGAACGAAGGCACAACAUGAAGACUACAUCAACAUGACCGAGAAGGUGAUCAAAGAGAAUGAUCAGAGAAUCAGGGGGCUGGAACAUGCUGAGGCAAUAAGCCAGGACAAGAUCAAGACCACUGGUGAGUACGCCGAUAUGCGGGCGACACGCCGUGAUGCGCAGAAGCAGCUGGAGAAGGAGAUGAAGCAGAAGCUGGAAGCAGCCAAUUCUGACAAGGAGGCUGCGGAAGCAGAUAAAGAAGAAGCACAGCAGUCCUACGACGACAUGGCCGCUGUCUACAACGUGGCGAUCUCCGAGAAGAAGAUCCUGGAGUCUCAGCUCAACAUCAUGACCAAGGAUCGAGAUCAUCAUUCGAAAGAAGCCGUCCAGACCAAAACAAAGUUGGAAGCUGAGUUUCAGGCAUACAAGAAAACAAGGAAGGAGAUGCUCGAGCACAAGGAGAAGUACGAGCACCUAGUGGACCAGGAAGCCUCCAGCGACACCAUCUCAGUGCUGGAGGCGCGAGAAAGAGUGGAUUUCCAGAAGAGGGUGAAAGAAUCAAUGAAGAUGACGAUGGCCGAGCUCGAGCAAGCGAACGCGAGAUUGGCGAAGCUCUACCAUCGCCACAAGGCGAACCUGCAAGAAGAGCUGAAUAGGGCCAAAGCGCCCGAGGAAAUUCGGAUUUCCGGGUCAGGAGCGUGCUACCACAGGGCCAAGUUGCAAUCACUGCCCUAG
This is a messenger RNA of Cladocopium goreaui, 3651 nucleotides long. Lineage: Eukaryota; Dinophyceae; Suessiales; Symbiodiniaceae. The record is from the annotation of a GenBank genome assembly.